Temnothorax curvispinosus is the source of this 2975-nucleotide messenger RNA. RefSeq lists its product as uncharacterized. Lineage: Eukaryota; Metazoa; Arthropoda; Insecta; Hymenoptera; Formicidae. Gene Ontology annotation, cellular component: plasma membrane. Bases 79 to 2292 code for a protein of 737 amino acids. Gene Ontology annotation, biological process: sensory perception of smell; detection of chemical stimulus involved in sensory perception of smell. Gene Ontology annotation, molecular function: odorant binding; olfactory receptor activity. The transcript is spliced from 10 exons. The record is from RefSeq and is a predicted model, not a curated record.
UCUUUCGUUCCGGACAUUCGGCAACCGAUCAGUCGCCAUCCAGUUCACGUAAAGAUUUCACGCAAAAUCGACAAGAGCAUGCUGCGCAACGAACAUUACAAAGAUGACAUGAUUUACAUCACGCAAUUGACGCGAAACGUUCUGAGCCUACUCGGGGUCUGGCCGGCGUAUAACAGGAGAAGCUCCACCGGCGAACGAGUCUGGAAGUACUUCUUGAUCUCGAUGUCUUACAUUCUUCUCUACUGCGUUUUGAUUCCCGGCGCCUUUUUCUGGACAAUCGAGAAAAGACCGCGCGUCCGAGUCCAAACGAUCCCUCUGAUGUUCUACGGCUUCAUGGCCAGUGGUAAAUACAGCAAUCUGGUAUUCCGCGAAAAGGAUAUCAGGCGCUGCUUGAAGCACAUCGAGGAGGAUUGGAGGAUCGUUAAUAGCGUGGAGGCGCGGCACAUGAUGAUCGAAUCUGCAAAGAUCGGAAUACGACUGGUGACACUUUGCGCGGUAUUCAUGUACGGCAGCGGGCUCUCCUUUCGAUCGAUCCUGCCGUUCGCUAAGGGAAAAAUCGUCACCGCACAAAACAUCACGAUCAAACCUCUGCCUUGCCCGGCUUACUUCUAUAUCUUCGAUAUACAAGUUAGCCCGGCUUACGAGCUGAUCUUCGCAAUGCAAUUUUUAUCCGGGGUAGUCACUUAUUCGAUAACGAUAGCUUUAUGUGGCCUCGCGGCCGUCUUCGUGAUGCACGCCUGUGGCCAGCUGAAGAUUCUGGCGGAUCUGAUGAGAAAUCUCGUCGAGGAGCAAUGGCAGGAAAAACAGGACGUGAACAAGAAGCUGGCGAGAAUGGUCGAACAUCAAAUAAGAAUUCGAAGUUUUUUACAAUUGGUAGAAAAUACUUUACAACAAGCGUGUCUAAUAGAAUUGAUGGGGUGCACGAUGAUAGUAUGCCUUCUAGGAUAUUUUAUAAUAAUGGAAUGGGAAAAUAGCAAUUCGAUAGCUAUGUGCUCUUACUUUAUAACAGUUACAUCCCUGAUGAUAAAUAUGUUCAUGUUUUGUUACACUGGCGAACAACUUAGUGUUCAGGCAGAAAGAGUAGCUAGUACAUCUUGCGAGCUCGAGUGGUACCGUCUUCCGGACAAGAAAGCGCGUGGGAUCGUGCUGGUAAUAAUCAUGUCAAAUAUGCCUACUAAGAUUACCGCUGGGAAGAUCAUGGAUCUAUCUUUCAAGACGUACGGCGAUGUAAGAACAUACGUUCAUUCAUUUCUUCAGCAUUUUAUUCCGGGUGUCUGUUUUUGGUUGAUUGAGAAGAGAACACGCAUCAGGGUUCGAACGAUUCCUCUGCUUCUCUACGGUUUCAUGGCCGGUAGUAAAUACAGCAGUAUGGUUUUUCAUGAAAGAGAUAUCAUACGUUGUUUGAAGCACAUCGAGGAGGAUUAUAAGACAGUUACCAGCGCGAGAUCACGAGACGCGAUGAUCGAGUCCGCGAAGAUCGGAAGACGUCUGGUCACACUUUGCGCUGUUUUCCUGUACAGCAGCGGGCUCUCCUUUCGAUUGAUCCUGCCGUUUGCCAAGGGAAAAAUCGUCACUGCGCAAAAUAUUACGAUCAGACCUCUGCCCUGCCCGGCUUACUUUUUUUCCCUUAAUGCACAAGUCAGCCCCAUUUAUGAAUUUAUCUUUGCAAUACAGAUAUUAUCCGGGGUAGUUACUACCUCGAUAGCGACAGGUUUAUGUGGUCUUGGUGCUGUCUUCGUGAUGCACGCCUGCGGCCAGUUACAGAUCUUGGUGUAUCUGAUGAGAAAUCUCGUCGAGGAGCAAUGGCAAAAGAAACAAGAAGUGAAUAGGAAGCUAGCUAAAAUGGUUGCACAUCAAUUAAGAAUUCGAAGUUUUUUACAAUUGGUAGAGAAUACUUUACAACAAGCAUGUCUAAUAGAAUUGACGGGAUGCACGAUACUAGCGUGCCUUUUAGGAUAUUUUAUAAUAAUGGAAUGGGAAAAUAGUAAUACGAUGGCUAUGUGCUCUUACUUCACAUCAGUUAUAUCCAUGAUGAUAAAUAUGUUUAUGUUUUGUUACACUGGUGAACAACUUACCGUUCAGGCAGAAAAAGUAGCUAGAACAUCUUGCGUGCUCGAGUGGUAUCGUCUUCCGAAUAAGGAAGCACGGGGGAUCAUCCUUAUAGUAAUCAUGUCAAAUAUGCCCGUCAAGAUUACUGCUGGCAAGAUCAUGGAUCUAUCAUUUAAGACAUAUGGCGAUGUCGUGAAGACAACUCUUACGUAUUUCAACAUGCUUCUAAACCUAACUAAAUGAACGGUUCUGCUAUAAUAUUCAACUUGAAACUACGACUACGAACUCAUCAUAGAGAUAACAAAGCUUGGUAUGAUGUAUAUAUAUAGAUUGCUUAAAUAUAUUCUUGGUUUUUAUAUAUUUUUAUUAUAUAGAAACGUGCGUGAAGAAUUUUUGUUUUUUAGUACAGUUUAACGGUACAUUAAAAUUUUACAGAAAGCAGCAGUUCAUUCAUUAAUUAAGUUGUGCAAUUACUAUUUUGUCAUUCUAUAUAAGCCAUAUGAUUAUUUCAUUGCAAGAUGAAUAAAGGCAUCCAGUAAAAAUUAAAAAAUAACCAAACAUAUAAUUUUAUAUUUAUUAGUCACAUAAAUACGAAAACAAUGUUGCUUUAUAUCCGAUAAUUAUUGCACGUGAUUGUAGUACGCGAGCAGAUUGAAAUAUCAUAUGAUGUAACUAGAAAACAUAAAUUGUCAAUCAACGUUCGUUCUUCGUAACUAGCUAAGUUAAAUGCAUCGGUAACAUUGCAAUGUGUGAAAAAAAUACGACGUGAUCUGUGUGUGAAUAUGUUUCAAUAUCAUCGAUUGCAUAACUUUUCUUGAUUUAAAGUAUCAAGCAGCAUUUCAGUAUAUGAUAUAAAUGAGCUGUGCAAUAAGCUUUAUUCUAUUUUGCUCCGAAAUCUUUACCGCACGUGAAAGUCCAACCGCGGU